Molecule: messenger RNA, 3748 nt
Organism: Pangasianodon hypophthalmus (striped catfish)
Lineage: Eukaryota; Metazoa; Chordata; Actinopteri; Siluriformes; Pangasiidae
Gene: bbc3
Product: BCL2 binding component 3
Exons: 4
Coding region: 427-981 (184 amino acids)
Biological process (GO): intrinsic apoptotic signaling pathway; positive regulation of release of cytochrome c from mitochondria; positive regulation of apoptotic process
Cellular component (GO): mitochondrion
Source: RefSeq, a predicted model, not a curated record
UGCGCGCAUGGGCGGGAAAGUGACGGCGUGUUGUGCGGGAUGGUGUUGAUGGUGUGAUGAGCAUGUCGGGACUUGUUACGGGACACGCAGAAAAGAGGGCGUGGCCAAAGCGAGCACUUCGCGGGAGUGAGCGCGAGCUGCUGUCAUUACUGAAGCUCACAUCUUCUGCACGGUAUCAACAAGAGCUACUCACACAUCGAGGAAUUAUUAACGGCACGCGCCAUGAACGGAUUUACUCUGUAACUCGAGCAAACCGCGCGACAGAACAGGAAUAACGUUUAAGUGGCGCUGAAAGCACGAGGACGCCGCUUAUUGACCAAGCAAAUAAACACCAAGUGUCCUACUAACAGCAACACGCCAUAACCGAGCACUGGACUAAUAUCUACACAUUCCCAAACAACUGUCUCACAGCCACUUUUUUUUGCCAUGGCCCGGCCACAGCCGGACAGUAGGGUGGACGGUCAGAGCCCUGCGCAGCCGCAGACCUGCAGGAUGGAGGUGCUGCGCCGGGAUGCCUGGCCCAGCGGAGGCACACAGCUGAUUCUGCCGUCCAGACAACGACGCAGGACUGUGGCCACUCAGACCAGCACUGUAACAUCACCCGUUAUUUCCACACAGGACACUGUGAGCAUGGCCAGGUCCCCUCAACAGGAAGGUCCACUCAGAGAUAGCUCAGGAACCGAGCAGGAUAGGUCCUGUCCCAACAGGAGGCAGCAGCCCUUGCCCGAUCUCCUUCCCGAGAGCAGUAGCUCAUCUGCACAAUCAAGCCGUCGAGGCUCUGCGGCUGAUGAGGAGUCCAUGGAGGAGGAACAAGUGGUGGGCAGAGUGGCCAUCCAGCUGAGAACCAUAGGAGAUGAGAUGAACGCUGUUUACCUUCAGAGAAGGAACGAGGGCGCGCAGUGGCAGAACUGGAGAGGCCUGUACCGUGGCCUGGUCGCCUUCCUGGCCGACACCAUCAGCACCCUCUACCAGCUCAGAUAAACGGACGGGUAUUUGGCACUGCAGGGGGGGCGCCGGCGCUCCCCAACACAGCCUCUAAUCUACUGCACUGGCUCGGGGAUAUUUCUGCAGGCCCAGAAUGCACUGUGGAGUUUUUUUUUUUGUUGUUGUUGUUCUCUUGUUUGUUUGUGUUGUUUCUCAGUUGUAUAUGUUGUAUAUUGGUUAUUUAGUGUCUCUUUUGGGAGGAGUUUCAUGUAGCAAGUGACUGAAGUGUGUGUCGGUGUGGGGGCAUGUUAAGGGGGAGAAAUGCUUGUGCCUGUCUACAUCUGAAGCUGUGAAGCACAAUCGGUUGAACGUUUGUUUAUUUUUGGAAAAUUUCUUUUUAUUUUUGACCAAUCUGAAGGCCUGGGUACUCAGAGAAUCUUUGAUGGGUCAAUAAAUGUGUCAAAAAAUGUGUUUAGACAAUGGCCAAUUCACUAAUAUAGAUCAUUUGUGAUUAUGAUCUAAAUUAUAUUCACAUUCAUUUACUCUCCAACCCUGUGUUUACACUAGCAAGAAACAGAGCAAUAUGGCAACUGUUCAUUUUCUAUGUAAGCAUACGACACAGAUCCGUGAUUCCUGAUACAGAGCAGCAUUUAAUGUGUUAUUUUCUCAAUUCUAAGCAAAUUAGCAAUUACACAGUAAAAUGACAAACCCAAAAAUGCACUGGAAGAAUCCUGUGCCAUAAUUGUCCCCCAAACCUGUUCUCUUAAAAUUUCACUUUUUGGUUCCCCCGUUCAACCAUAUUUGGAACUCAAAAUAGGAAGAAAAAGUAUGAUUUAUAAUUUUUUUGGGUUUUAAGUACAACAUAAAAUACAUUAAACAAAGAUAACAUGGCAAUAUGCGUAAAUUUAUACAUUUUAGCUCCUACUAACUUUUAUCGGAACCUAAAGAAGUCAGAAGCGUAUGUCCAUAUACGACAAACUGUAAGCAACAUCAGCGCUUUGCACCUUGCUAGUGUGAACGCAGGGUCAACAUACAUCCAAGUAUGACAAGCAUUCAAAACCAAAUGCCAAAAUUCAGUCUAUCCAGGUCUUCAGAAAGCACUAAUUGAAAGGAUGGGCUGUACCUCAGGCACUGGAAAUGCUGUUUCUGCUCUUAGCGGCCUUACAGAGCAAUACUGCGUCACAGCACAGGGAAAAGGGCACUACUAAACGAGACUUUCAAAAUAAGAGACGGUCAGGCCACAGGGACAGACGGGCCUUUCAAUACCACACACUUCCUCUACAGCGAACCCAGUGUGGUGAAUGUGCCUUACAUCACCCUUUAAAAACCUACAUGUGCUUGAUUUAGCAGGGGCAGUCAGUGAACGGUGUUUGGGGUGGGGUGGGUGGUGGGGUAAAGGGUCAGUGCCUUGGUGCUCCCACCCGUACGUACACUUUGGAACACGACAUUCACCACUCAUUUCAAAGAUUGAUCACCUCCAAUGGAGGCUCUAGAAUUGAGGCCGGAAGCCGUGUGGAUCCACCAGACCACAGGCUAUCCAAAUGGCUGGGUAGCAGUGUUAAUAUUUGUAAUGAACUUGUAUGUAAAUAUUUUGGGAGAAAAUGGCAACAGGCAAGAGAUGGAAGGAACUGGCCGUUCUCAUCCCAGUGUAUCAUGUAUAUUUUGGUGAAACUUUAAAGUACUUAACAGUUCCUUGUUUUUGUUUGAAAGCUAUAUGUCACAUUUAUGUUUUCCUGAACUUUUUAUGGACCAAUGCAGGGAGGUUAGCAAACUUAAAUCCAAGAACUAUUUAAAUGUUCACAAAAGUAUCUAGAUUUGGAUAUACGAUUUUCCCAAGAUUUUAAAACAGAUUUAGUUUGUGAACAUUCCCCUUACAAAUAUCUAUCCUGAGAAACAAAGGUUAAACUAUUUAUUUUUCUGUCCAUUUCUGUGCUUGGUCCUUAGUGAGGAGUAGGGAAGUAACUGAUUUAUUUGGUUUAAAAACUUUAAGGUAAUGUUAUCAACUAAAGUUAUUUUCAUGAAUUAUUAGGAAGAUUUUUUAUGUCCUAUAAGCAAGGCUUAUAAAGAUCAACCAGAUUGAAUGAGCAUGGAGAUAAAGUUUAGUUCUCUGGGAAUCAUACUGUAUGUAUUUGUAUCGCCAAUUUUUUUUGUAAUAAAACCUACAAACCCCUCAACAAAACUACAAAGAAGUAAGAAGCAAAAGAUACAAAAUUUAUUUCUGCUGUAAUUUAAUUACUGGUCAUGAUUUUGCUGCAAUAAGAUUAUGGAAGAAACUGAGCCAGACCUUUUUUACUUGAAGACAAAAGUUUCAAUAUGUAGGCUCACUGUCUUUGGACGGUGAACCUCUGGGGCCUUCAACUAGGUUGCUUGCAUGUUGCCAUUGCUCUCACAUGGAGUUCAUGGGCGUGUAUCUAACAAACCACAUAUGCGACGUCUGUGGGUAAACCAUGUGAAAACCUUGUUAGCACUCUCCUUUUUUGGUCCUCUUUUUCACGUGGGUACUGUACUGUAGUUCUGAGCAUUACCAGAGGUCAGUCUUGUGACUGCCUGUCUUAUGAUUUCCUGUGUAAAGCAGUGGUGUAUACCACUUCCUGUGGACAGUGUGUGGCUUUUUGUGGAUAGGUGUAUUCUCUGAUGCACUCUCUCCCUGAGGGAAAGGCCUUAAGUGUGAACUGUGAACAUCACACUAUGCUCAAGCUCAUGUCAAUCUCAUUUUCUAGCCUUGUACAUUUGCUGUUUGGACUUUUUUCUAUCAAUUUUCUAUAUGAAUUUUCGUAUGUUUUUCCCCCUUUGCCUUUUUAAAAUAAAGAGAAAUGAGACAGUA